GCCCUGGUGAAGCGCAGCCUCAGCAGUGGGAUCGGCUCCACCGUGAAGGAGUCGUCGGCCUUCCAGAGUGAAAUGAGGAUGCCGGACAGUGCCAUCCGCCGUCAGAGCUCCCUGGGCCCCAGCGACAAGGGCAAGGUAAGAUAACAUAAGAUUAGAUCGCGUCUAUUUUCUCAGAAAUGUGCCUUGCGUCAUAGAAAUGACGCCUGCGUUAACCUUUCCACUCUUUGUCAUGUUUGGAUUUCAGGCUAAUUUAAAACUCCUUACACGACAUGAAACAACAACAACAACAGACAAUAUACAACAUCUAGAGGGCUGUGGACUGUACAAGUAAUUAAAAAUCGUUGUUCACGUCACAGGUGACCAUCUGUGAGGGCAAGCCUGGCGACGAGGACCGGCCCAAGAAGAGCAGUGUCUGUAAGAACAUCGAGGGAUGCCAGGAGGAGCUUCUGGCGCAAGUGGUGAGGAGUUCAGCUGAAGCAGAACGUCUCAGAACGUCUCAGAACGUCUCAGAACGUCUCAGAACGUCUCAGAACCUCUCAGAACGUCUCAGAACGUCUCUGAGAUCAGAUAUUUAUGUGCUAAGCUUUCAGUCAAAACAGACCUACAUCACUUCUGUGUAAAGAAAUGCGUAUCAGGUACACAUAGUCCCCCUGCAGUGUAUCUGUCAUAACGGUUUCCUGUACAUGCUAAAUUACAGUCUUGACAUUCAGCGACAUUUAAGAUCACUAUUUGUUAUGUGUCGUGUAUGACAAUGUUAUGACGCUCUUAUGACAUAUCAUAGGUUGACGUUGACUUCCCUCUCUCUCUCUCUCUCCAGUCUGGCUCGUCCACGGCGGCAGUGGUUCUGGAGAUGCUGGUCUUCAUGAUGGAUGCCAUCCAGACCAACUUCCAGCAGGCCUCCGCUGUAGGCAGCAGCAGCCGAGCCCAGCAGGCCCUCAAUGAGUUACACACACUGGACAAGAGUGUUGAGAUGACUGACCAACUCAUG
This is a messenger RNA of Coregonus sp. 'balchen', 988 nucleotides long. The record is from the annotation of a GenBank genome assembly. NCBI's taxonomy places the organism in Eukaryota, Metazoa, Chordata, Actinopteri, Salmoniformes, Salmonidae.